UCCGAGCCCGUAAACUCUGUGAACGAGCUUGAAGACGAGGAACUGGACGAACAGCAGCCGCAACAGUCCGGCGAAUACUACGUAGCCCUGCCCGACGGCCGCCUGCAACGGAUCCGUUACGUCAGCCGUCAGAACAUCGAGGCGAUGAAAUACUUCGCGAAAAUCCGUGCCGAAAAUGUGGAACCUCUCCGAGGACCGAUCUACGCUUACGCGCCCCUGCAGAAGCUGCAGAUCCUCCCAGCUGGUCUUCAAGUGUCCGUCGCUCCCGCGACGACGGCCGUCGAGUCGAAACCGCAGAAACUCGAAAUACAGCCGGUCGCUACCCAAGUCCAAUACCAGAUCGACAAUCCCGCGGGAGUCCUCCCGUUGUCCCCCGCCCCGGUUGGAUCUUCCUACGCCACGUAUACUAGCAACUAUCAGGUGCCUGCUGGCGAUUCUAGAUACAUCCUCGCUUUGCAGUAAAUUUAAUUUUAAACAGCUGUAUUUAAGUAUGAUUGUAUUAUAAUUUGUAACUUGACGUGGUCCGAGGUGGGUCCUGAAUAUUUAGACUAAUUCUCAGUAGAAUUGUAAAUGUUGUGACGAUUCUAAGCUGCGAGUGAUUAAUAAAAUAUUUUGUCGAGCAA
This is a messenger RNA of Ceratina calcarata, 623 nucleotides long. RefSeq lists its product as uncharacterized. Lineage: Eukaryota; Metazoa; Arthropoda; Insecta; Hymenoptera; Apidae. The transcript has a single exon. The record is from RefSeq and is a predicted model, not a curated record. The annotation marks the transcript as partial.